This is a messenger RNA of Antechinus flavipes (yellow-footed antechinus), 5121 nucleotides long. It is a transcript of the gene FRMD4B, whose product is annotated as FERM domain containing 4B. The transcript has 23 exons. The record is from RefSeq and is a predicted model, not a curated record. The coding region runs from base 313 to 3408 and encodes 1031 amino acids. Lineage: Eukaryota; Metazoa; Chordata; Mammalia; Dasyuromorphia; Dasyuridae. Gene Ontology annotation, biological process: establishment of epithelial cell polarity. Gene Ontology annotation, cellular component: adherens junction; bicellular tight junction; cytoskeleton.
UUUAAAAUUUAAUUAGAAGACACCAGGUCUGGCCCGGUGAAGCUUAACAGAGAUUUAUAUAAGCCACUCACAGGACAAGGCUGUUGCUGUGGGAGCUUCUGGUUGGGCUCGGCUACUGCAGCCGGGGGACUGGACUGCUCCCAACAGUAGAGCAUGCGAGGAACCACACUGAAAGAGGAGUUUGUUUGAGGUUUGGACCCUGGUUUCCAGCAACAGCCUGCCGUCCUCCCCGGAUCAAAUCUAGCUGGUCUAACGGCAGCCAGUCGCGCCUGGGAGUGGGCACCAGACGCCGGAGCCCGAGGGGAAGAGGGGAUGGCUUCUCUGUUCUUGUGUGGGAUGGAAAACCUGCUCUUCAAUGGCAGCUGUUUAGUGUGGAACCUGGCCGUGUCCAAGCUGAGAAAAUGGUACACGCAGAGACUCAGGGCUUGCCAUUACGUACUGAGGACGUGGUACAGGCAAAGGGAUAUAUACCAGAUGACGGAAGGCCGACAUUGCCGAGUACAUCUCCUUGAUGACAGAAAACUGGAACUGUUGGUGCAGCCCAAACUUUUGUCAAGAGAAUUGCUGGACCUUGUGGCAUCCCAUUUCAAUCUCAAAGAAAAGGAAUAUUUUGGAAUAACAUUUAUAGAUGACACAGGUCAGAACACCUGGCUGCAACUAGAUAACCGAGUUCUUGACCACGACUUGCCCAAGAAUCGAGGUCCAACCGUUUUGUACUUCGCGGUGAGGUUUUACAUUGAGAGCAUAUCGUUUCUGAAGGACAAAACCACUGUGGAGCUCUUUUUUCUGAAUGCAAAGGCCUGUGUGCAUAAGGGGCAGAUCGAGGUAGAAAGUGAAACGAUCUUCAAGUUAGCUGCGCUCAUUUUGCAGGAAGCCAAAGGAGACUACAUCAGUGAUGACAAUGCCAGGAAAGAUUUAAAAACCCUGCCCGCGUUUCCUACCCAGACGCUUCAAGAGCAUCCAUCCCUUGCUUAUUGUGAGGACAAAGUAAUUGAACAUUAUCAAAAAAUCAAAGGUUUGACUCGAGGGCAAGCGAUUGUUAGGUAUAUGAAAAUAGUAGAAGCUCUGCCUACUUAUGGAGUUCAUUAUUAUGGAGUAAAGGAUAAACAAGGCAUUCCUUGGUGGCUCGGAAUCAGCUAUAAAGGAAUUGGCCAGUAUGAUUUACAAGAUAAAAUAAAGCCUCGAAAAUUAUUUCAAUGGAAACAGCUGGAGAAUUUAUAUUUCCGUGAAAAGAAAUUUGCUGUGGAAGUUCAUGACCCUCGCAGAAUUUCGGUAUCCAGAAGAACCUUUGGGCAGAGCGGACUUUUCGUGCAGACCUGGUACGCCAAUGCUUCUCUCAUCAAAUCCAUCUGGGUGAUGGCAAUCAGUCAACACCAGUUUUACUUGGACAGGAAACAGAGCAAAGCAAAAAUUCCCUCCGCCAGGAGUUUAGAUGACAUCGCCAUGGACCUAACUGAUACAGGCACACCCAAGGUUUCCAAAUUGAUGACUUUGGAGGCAAAAACUCAGUUCAUCAUGGCAAGCAAUGGUAGCUUGAUCUCCUCAGGUUCUCAAGACUCAGAGGUCAAUGAGGAACAAAAGAGAGAGAAAAUAAUGGAACUGAGAAAGAAAGAGAAGCUUCUCCAAGAAAAACUUGUGAAGAAAAUGGAGGAACUUAAGAAGAUUUGCCUGCGAGAAGCAGAGCUCACGGGUAAGAUGCCAAAGGAGUAUCCACUGAAUUCAGGAGAAAAACCCCCUCAGGUUAGAAGGCGUAUAGGCACGGCGUUCAAACUGGAUGACAACUUGCUUCCCAGUGAGGAGGAUCCUGCCUUACAAGAGCUGGAAAGUAAUUUUGUCAUACAACAAAAACUGGUGGAAGCUGCCAAGAAACUUGCCAAUGAACCGGACCUCUGCAAAAACGUGAAAAGAAAACGGAAGCAGGAGUACGCGGAUGCUGUGAAGAAGCUACAGGAGAUUGAGAAUUCUAUCAAUGAAUACCGAAUUACAUGUGGCAAGAAACCAAGUCAGAAAGCAACCCUCAUUUUACCAGAAGAUAUCAUCCCAUCUGAAAGCAGUUCUUUAUCAGAUACAACAACCUAUGAUGAUGCCAACGACUCCUUCGCUCUCCCUUCCCAACGGUCCAGUUCAGUUCCGCAUUCUCCAAGAAUUCCUCCACCCAAGUCUCUUGGACUGGAAAGAAUUCACUUCAGGAAGUCUUCCAUGAAUGAGCAGCUCAUGGAAGGAAGGCAAUCCAGAGAAAUAUUGUCAACACAUAGCAGUCCCUAUAGGACCCUGGAGAGGCGUUCCCAGGGAGGCAGAAGCAUGCCGACCACCCCUGUUCUCACCCGAAAUGCCUACAGCAGUAGCCAUUUAGAGCCGGACUCGUCCCCACAGCACUGCAGACAGCGGAGUGGAAGCCUGGAGUCUCAGACGCAGCUGCUCUCUGAACUCGAUGACGACAAGCCGUUCUUUUCCCUUUCCAAGUCCCAAAGAAGCAGCAGCACAGAAAUCCUGGAUGACGGCUCCUCCUACACCAGCCAGUCGAGCGCGGAGUAUUACUGCGUGACCCCCAGCGCCGGCCCGUACUACACCACGCAGACCUUGGACACGCGCACGAGGGGCCGGAGGAGGUCCAAAAAGCACCACGUCUCCGCCUCCAAUUCCGGGAGCAUGCCCAACCUGGCCCCCAAGGACGCGAGGAACGGGGGCUACCCAAAGAGCCAAGAACAGCCCUCCUGCAGCUACUUUAUUUCUGGCUACCCGCCAUAUGCCGACUAUGACCUUUAUUACAGCGGAGGGUAUGUUUAUGAGAAUGACACGGAGGGGCAGUACAGCGUCAACCCUUCCUACCGCUCCUCAGCCCACUAUGGCUAUGACCGGCACAAGGAGUACCGCGCCUACCACGAGGACGAGGUGGACCGCGUGCCCCCCAACCCGUACGCAACCCUGCGCCUGCCCAGGAAGGCGCCCGCCAAGUCCGAGCACAUCACCAAAAACAUUCACAAGGCCUUAGUUGCGGAGCACCUCCGGGGCUGGUACCAGCGAGCCUCCGGGCACAAAGACUUGGGCCACAGCUUGCCCGCCAGCUUCGACUCGGACCGGGGCUCCCAGAGGAACCUGGGCUUCGCUGCUCUGCAGGUGCCCUGCUCCCCAAGCAGCCGCACGUCCUCCUACACGUCAGUGUCUUCCACGACUGCAUCCGGAAACUGGAGGACACAGAUAACAUUAGGGUUAGCGGAUCCUCUCUCACAUUCUACUUACAGCAGCUGCUAUGGCAAUGUCUACAGUCCUUUGCCACCUCCAAGCAGACAGUAUGCCGAAGCCAGUCAACUGGACAGUACAGAUGGGAACCGGCUGGAAAACAACUUGGACAGUAACGAACAGAGGCUCUUUUGGCACGAAGAUUCCAAGCCCGGAACAUUAGUCUAAGCUGCCACCUUGACCAUUUUUAUUCAAGCUCUGCAUUCUAACCCCAGUGUGCCUUGCCCAAUGUGCUGUUUUUCUGAAAAGAAAUCCUCUUCUGAGAUUCCCCAGACUUCAAAAGCCGGAGACGACACCAUUUUAAAAAAUAUUUUGUUUUUACCACCGCCACACCACCAAAACUCCCUAAACUUGUUCUUCAGACUCCAGCUGGUUGGCGUUAACUGAGCAAGCUUUAGACUAUGGUUGGGUGCGUCUUUUUGUUGCAUUUUUUAAAAAAUCCUCGACAAGUUCGAGCACUUGGUUGAAGUAUUUAUGUUGAAGAAGCACUUUUCAGGUGUCGUAGGCUAAACUGCAGAUCAAAAAGGGGGAGACUCUUUUCAAGAGAAAGCAGGAACUUUCAGAGCACAAUUCCGAUGGAUAAAUUGAAGAAAAGCAACACUUGAAAUUUUUUUUUUUUUUUUAGGCAUAUGAGGACUGGCAGAUUUUAGACAGUAUUGGAAAAUUUACUUGAAGUAAGGAUAGAUUUUAAUGGAGGUCGAAAUAGGUUUUAAUGUUUUUUAGGGCAAUGUACAGAGAAAUGUUUUUUGUGAGCACUGUGAAGCGGAUUCUGGGGGGGAGAACUGGGAUGACAGGUGAGGGAGGGAGGGAGGGAAGUUCAAGAGAGGCUUGGGAAUUGCUGUUGCAGCUUCAAAUAUGACUAUUUUUUUUCACGGUAGCAGAAUUGGGAGAUGAAGCAAUAUGUUCAAAUCAUUUACAAACGUGCUUUGUGCAUUUCCAAAGGUACCAUUUCACUGUGCCGAUGAGCUCAUUUUGUCACACCGAGCUGCAUGGUGAGUGACUGUUCGAUUGGUAAUGAUCCCAUUGGGCUACCAUUUUUCACGGCCACUGGGCUAGGGAUUGCCUCCAUUGUCAUAAAGUUCUAAAGAGGAAACACUGUGAUGGCCAGUAUUUUAAGGUGAUGCAAAAAAAAGAAAGAAAGAAAGAAAGAAAGAAAAAGAAAAGAAAAGAAAAAAAAAAAAAAGGAAAGAACCCAGCACCCAGAACAACUGUGCCUUACAAUUGUGGGCAUUAGGAUAGAGCACCACUGUCUGAGCACUAGGUGCAAUUCUAAGUCACCCGGUGAUAUCAGUAACAGUGUUCCUUUUUAAAUAAUAAUAAUAAUAAUGAGCUCCCACGAUGCAAUUGAUUGAAUUAUGAGGCGAAAAGCUACCUCGUAUUUUCUAUGGAGGAACAAAUAGAGUCAAUGCAGGAUUUUUCAGAAGCACUCACUUUCUUUGUAAAAAGGAUUCUUGUUUCUCAUCUGCACUGUGCUUCAGAAUUCCAUCAAAGGUGCUCUGUUUUUUUUUUCCUUUUUAUACAGAUGAUUAGUAACUCAUUGUAUAUAUUGUGAAUAGAAAUGUUUCUGAUAGACUUUUUCGAACAUUUUUUACCUAUAUCCCAAAGCAUGUAAUAUAUACAUAAAGAUAGAUUUGUUAAACUGGUCCUUAGUCAUUUGUAUCAUUAGAAAUAAAGUUUUGUUUUGUUUUGGUUUUGUUUGGGGGGGGGGGGUGAGAAUUAAAACAGAAUAAUUAACUUAAUUCCUUUUUUUUUUUUUUUUUUUCGUAUUUGUAUAACCCACUAGAAACAGAAAUGCCCUUUUGCAUAUUUUUUUUCCUUUUCCAGCUCUGAAGACCUAUUACUUUCACAUAGGUCAAUAAACUGAAAAUGUGCUACGGAAAA